Rhinichthys klamathensis goyatoka is the source of this 1930-nucleotide messenger RNA. RefSeq names its product gastrula zinc finger protein XlCGF57.1-like. The transcript is spliced from 2 exons. NCBI's taxonomy places the organism in Eukaryota, Metazoa, Chordata, Actinopteri, Cypriniformes, Leuciscidae. The record is from RefSeq and is a predicted model, not a curated record. Bases 394 to 1659 code for a protein of 421 amino acids.
ACGUCACACGAGCUGCGGCGCACUCAGACUGCUGUGAAAUUUGUGUUGUGUUUACGGUUUAAGGUGUAUAAAUAGUUACGAAACCUUCGAAAGUAGUUCAUGUUAUUUACAAAUGUUCUGAAACAACAUGGCAGUAUUACUGCAUUUAGCGUAAUGUAAUGUGAACGUAGAUUAUCGCCAUAUUAUUGUAAUGCUUUUUGUAAAGUGCUGUUUGUCUCUUUCAAAUGGCGCAACAUUUAUGAGUGUUAUUAUGGAACAAGGAUUUAUUUUGCAUAUUUAUUUAGCUUUGAUCAUUCCAUUCAAAUUUUUCCAUAAUCUCAAAUGUGACAAAGUCUCCUUUCCAAACAAGCAGUAAAACCCCAGCUGAGAUCUGAGUGACAUAUUAUUAUACAGAUGGAGUUUAUUAAAGAGGAGAGAGAAGACAUGAGUCAGGCAGAAGCAUGCAGAAUGGAAAAUGAAGAUACUGAGGAACAAAGAGGCCUGAUAGAAGUGAAAGAGGAACAUCAAGAACUGAAUGAAGUGGAGAAGAAAGAUCUAUACAAGGAACCUCAUCAUCUCAUAAAUGAAGAACAGUCUUGUAGUUGGUCAGAGAAUGAUAAUAAUCUUUCACAAGAAACAGCGCAGAAAACAGAAGCCAAAAACUCUUUUACUUGCUCUCAGUGUGGAAAGAGUUUCACUCGCAAAGGACAUCUGAAGAUUCACAUGAUAAUUCACACAGGUGAGAGACCGUACACCUGCCCUCAGUGUGCGAAGAGUUUCACAUGCAAAGGAAGCCUUAAGGAUCACUUCAAAAUCCACUCUGGAGAGAAGCCUUUCACAUGCCCUCAGUGUGGAUGGAGUUUUGCACGUCAAGAAGACCUUAAGAGGCACAUAAGGAUUCACACUGGAGAGAAGCCGUUCACAUGCUCUCAGUGCGAAAAGUGUUUUACAAGUUCAGGAGACCUUAAGAGGCACUUGCGAAUUCACUCCGGUGAGAGGCCUUUCACCUGCCCUCAGUGCGGAAAGAGUUUCACACAAAAGGAAGGUCUUAAGGAACACACCAAAAUUCAUUCUGGAGAGAAGCUUUUUGCAUGCAUGUUGUGUGGGAAGAGUUUCACACAUCAAAGAAGCUUGAAAAGGCACAUGAAGGUUCAUUCUGGAGAGAAAUUACACCAGUGCUCUGAGUGUGGCAGGAGAUUUGCAGAAGCUGGCAAUCUCAAAACUCACUUGCUGUCUCACACUGGAGAAAGACCAUUUAGCUGUGAGCGCUGUGAUAAGAAGUUUUUUUUGGCCGUUCACUUGAAGACACACAUGAGGAUCCACGAAGAUGAAACGCGUUACGUGUGUUCUUUUUGUGGGAAGAGUUUUUUGUGGCUUAACGGGUUUAAAGACCAUCAGAAAACACAUAUUGGUGAGAAACCCUACGUGUGCUUGGACUGUGGAAGUACUUUUACUAGAGCCGGUGAACUGAAAGUGCAUGAACGAAUCCAUACAGGAGAAAAACCUUACAAGUGUUCACACUGUGAAAAGAGUUUCACUCAGUCAGGAGCCCUGAAAAUUCACGAACGAGUGCACACUGGAGAGAAGCCGUACCUCUGCCCUUCAUGUGGGAAGACUUUCAGCCGAUAUGGAAAUCUAGGGAAGCAUUUAAAAAAUGCUUGCCCAAAGUUGAGAAACUGAGCAAAGUUCACCUUGAAGAGCUGCACUAUUCUUGAUAAAUUGAGAAUCACGAUUUUUUUUUUCUUCAAAUAGAGAUCACGAUUCUAAAUAUUACAACACAAUAACAAAAUAACAUGUAAUUUACUAGAGGUUCUGACAAAAUGUUAAUUGCUGCAGUCUUUUUUAAAAUGUUUAAUUCAUUUAAAUUAAUUAUUUUAAAAAAAAAAAUGGUUUCAGUGAAUGAUUCAAUGACACAAAUUGUUAUUUGAAGUGCCUAGUUACUUCCAAAAGU